CGCACUCACUCAUUAUCGAAAGCCUCGUCGAUUUUUUGGCACAAGACUACAUCAUUUCUAUUCAAUUCUUUCACAAGAAAGAGCUUAUCCUCGUGACAGUCCGACUGAGGAAACGCCAAUAAGCCGAUAUAUAGGUGGCACGGGAAAAUACCACUUGUGCAGUCAUCGCCGACGCCUUGCAAAGAGAGAGAGAGAGAGAGGGCGGUCUAUAUUACCGCUUCAAAUCCCGUCGACCAAUUUACGACGAGCGUCUUGAUUUGCAGUUCUAGCAAGACACGAUGAUUGCAAUCGGUCUGGAAGGCUCUGCCAACAAACUAGGUGUGGGUGUAAUCCUACACCCGGCAAAAGGCAAAGGCGAGCCUCAGAUCCUUUCCAACAUUCGACAUACGUACGUCUCUCCACCCGGCGAGGGUUUCUUACCGAAAGACACCGCCAUCCACCACCGCUCUCACGUGGCGACACUCGUGAAAAGGGCAUUGGAAGAAGCCGGCAUCAAAAUUGCCGACGUUGACUGCAUAUGCUACACCAAAGGUCCCGGAAUGUACGCGCCCUUGCAGUCCGUCGCGAUCGCCGCCCGGACACUGUCUCAGCUCUGGUCCGUCCCCCUCGUGGGCGUCAACCACUGCGUGGGGCACAUCGAGAUGGGCCGGGCCAUCACGGGGGCCUCCAACCCGGUGGUCCUGUACGUGUCCGGGGGCAACACCCAGGUCAUCGCCUACACGUCCCAGCGGUACCGCAUCUUCGGCGAGGCCCUCGACAUCGCCGUGGGCAACUGCCUCGACCGGUUCGCCCGCACGCUCCACAUCCCCAACGACCCGGCCCCGGGCUACAACAUCGAGCAGCUCGCAAAGUCCGGGCGCGUCCUGCUGGACCUCCCGUACGCCGUCAAGGGCAUGGACGUCAGCUUCUCCGGCAUCUUGGCGAGGGUUGACGAGCUCGCCGCCCAAAUGUACGCCGGCACCUUGAAGGGCGUCACGCCGGCCGACCUGUGCUUCUCCCUACAAGAAACCGUCUUCGCCAUGCUCGUCGAGAUCACGGAGCGGGCCAUGGCCCACGUCGGCAGCAACCAGGUCCUGAUCGUCGGCGGCGUGGGCUGCAACGAGCGCGUCCAGGAGAUGAUGGGCCUCAUGGCCCGCGAGCGCGGAGGCAGCGUCUACGCGACCGACGAGCGCUUCUGCAUCGACAACGGAAUCAUGAUUGCGCACGCCGGGCUGUUGGCGUACGAGACAGGGUUCACCACCAGUCUCGAGGAAAGCACCUGUACACAGAGAUUCAGGACGGACGAGGUACACGUUGCGUGGAGGGACGAUUAAAGAACAAUUUGAAAAUGAAUUCCAUGCAUCAUUUCAUACUCGCAUUAUCUGCGGGCGCAGGGCGACAAGUCAAAUACACGGCGCUCGAGGAAAUCCCAGGCUCCACCUUGGUUUCGAAUACGCCAUCAUCAAAGCCCGUACCAUCAUGAUAUCGUUAAGCCAAGCCCGAAACAGACCAAGGGACCAAUGCAACAGCCGUGCAAGUUUUGAGAGGAGAAAAUCGCCGACGAAGCUCUAUCAAGUCAUUGAAUUCCGGACUGCCUUUCAUUGAAACUGCGUCUUAAAUCGAGGGACGGGCUUGAAUGAUAUCGUGGUCACAUACUGCAAACUGUUAGCAUAUUCCUGCACUGCACAGCAGACCUUGGAAACGUACCUUUUUCCUAUACCGGGUUGUCACACUCGUGGCCAAUACCCCAUUUUUGACACUACUGGUCAUGAGAUGAUUCAAAACUGUGUGGUUCGGCAAGGUCAAGACGCUGUUAUCGUCCUUGACUGGCAGAACGCCGUUGAGAAUGGAUCGAUUCAGGAAAAGCGGCAAGGCCGGCGGCUGCUGUGCCUCUUGGAUCAGUUUGACUGCAUUAUUGUAAUCGUCGGUGUCUUCGGCCAGAUCAACAUCCACCAAGCAUUGAGGAACCAGCUGGCGAUAGUCUCCAGGAGGUAUCUCUUCCGCGAGAAGUUCUUCCAUGUCAGUGGCUUCUGGGGUUUGUGCACCGGAUGCGCUUUGCUCGUGUUCUUCUGGAGCAAGAGUCGAAGACCGGUUACCUUGUUGCGCACUCUCCCGCCGUUGUUUGGCGAGAUCUUCGGUCGCAAUUUCGAUAUAGUUGACCAGAAAGUUGUUGAAGUCGACGGCCGUGGGCAGGUCUGGGCUGGUGACCAUCUCACCGUCCACGACAAAUUUGAGGUGGUGGGUGCCUGAGGGCAAGCUGAUUGUUGUGAACAUUCCAGUACCAUUUUUCCUAUGGAUGAUAUUAGCACGAAAGUAUCGGGAGGGGGCUUGUCAAGGCUCAAGCUCUCUCUGGGGAAUUUGUUGCCGUUUCUUGUCUAGUUGUGUAGUAGAAGAAUCGGCAUGGUGUUGUAGG
Messenger RNA from Exophiala oligosperma, 2392 nucleotides. Its product is annotated as tRNA N6-adenosine threonylcarbamoyltransferase. The record is from RefSeq and is a predicted model, not a curated record. Gene Ontology annotation, cellular component: EKC/KEOPS complex; cytoplasm. Bases 279 to 1313 code for a protein of 344 amino acids. Gene Ontology annotation, biological process: tRNA threonylcarbamoyladenosine modification. The transcript is spliced from 2 exons. NCBI's taxonomy places the organism in Eukaryota, Fungi, Ascomycota, Eurotiomycetes, Chaetothyriales, Herpotrichiellaceae.